AUGCAGAAGGGCCGGGGCACGCGAGGCGAGGACGCCGGCACGAGGGCACCUCCCAGCCCCGGGGUGCCCCCGAAGAGAGCCAAGGUGGGGGCCGGCAGAGGGGUCCUCCCCACCGGGGCAGGGGCCGGGGCGCCGGUCUUCCUGCGGCCCCUGAAGAACGCGGCGGUGUGUGCGGGCAGUGAUGUGCGGCUGCGGGUGGUAGUGAGUGGGACACCUCAGCCUAGCCUCAGCUGGUUCCGGGAUGGGCAGCUCCUGCCCACACCGGCCCCAGAGCCCAGCUGCCUGUGGCUGCGGAGCUGCGGGGCACAGGACGCCGGCGUGUACAGCUGCAGCGCCCAGAAUGAGCGUGGCCAGGCCUCCUGCGAGGCUGUGCUCACUGUGCUGGAGGUCAGAGACUCCGAGACUGCUGAGGAUGACAUCAGCGAUGUGCAAGGGACUCAGCGCCUGGAGCUUCGAGAUGACAGGGCCUUCAGCACCCCCACGGGGGGCUCUGACACCCUUGUGGGCACCUCUCUGGACACACCCCCGACCUCCGUGACUGGCACCUCAGAGGAGCAAGUGAGCUGGUGGGGCAGCGGGCAGACGGUCCUGGAGCAGGAAGCGGGCAGCGGGGGUGGCACCCGCCCCCUCCCAGGCAGCCCAAGGCAAGCACAGACAACCGGGGCCGGGCCACGGCACCUGGGGGUGGAGCCGCUGGUGCGGGCAUCGAGAGCUAAUCUGGUGGGCGCAAGCUGGGGGUCAGAGGAUAGCCUUUCGGUGGCCAGUGACCUGUAUGGCAGCGCGUUCAGUCUGUACAGAGGACGGGCGCUCUCGAUCCACGUCAGCAUUCCUCAGAGUGGAUUGCGCAGAGAGGAGCCUGACCUUCAGCCUCAGCCAGCCAGUGAUGCCCUUCGUCCACGUCCUGCCCUUCCACCUCCCUCCAAAUCCGCGCUGCUUCCCCCACCAUCUCCUCGGACACCACCAGCGCCCCUGCGGCCCUGGGUGCCCCUGCGCAAGGCCCGCUCGCUGGAGCAGCCCAAGUCCGAGGGCGGCGGGGCGUGGGACACACCAGGGGCCUCGCAGGAGGAGCUGCGGUCACCUCCGCGCAGUGUGGCAGAGCGGCUUCGCCUGUUCCAGCAGAAGGCGGCCUCGCUGGACGAGCGCACGCGACAGCGCAACGCAGCCUCGGACCUCGAGCUCCGCUUCGCCCAGGAGCUGGGCCGCAUCCGCAGAUCUGCGUCGCGGGAGGAACUGGUGCGUUCGCACGAGUCCCUGCGUGCCACGCUGCAGCGUGCCCCAUCUCCUCGAGAGCCCGGCGAACCCCCACUCUUCUCCCGGCCCUCCACACCCAAGACUUCACGGGGGAGGAGCCCGGCCGCCACCCAGCAGCCUCCUCCCAGCGGGGUGGGCAAAUCUGGGGACGAGCCUGGGAGGCCCCGGAGCCGAGGACCGGUGGGCAGGACUGAACUGGGGGAAGGCCCUCAGCAGGAGAUUAAGCGUCGGGACCAGUUCCCGUUAACCAGGAGCAGAGCCAUCCAGGAGUGCAGGAGCCCUGUGCCGUCCGCCACCGCUGAUCCCCCGGAAAGCAGGACAAAAGCCCCUUCUGGUCGGAAGCGGGAACCCCCUGCACAAGCAGUGCGCUUUCUGCCCUGGGCCACUCCGGGCGUGGAGGGCUCUGCUCUGCCCCAAACCUUGGAGAAGAACAGAGCGGGGCCAGAGGCUGAGAAGAGGCUUCGCAGAGGACCUGAGGAGGAUGGUCCCUGGGGGGCCUGGGACCGCAGAGGGACCCGCAGUCAAGGCAAAGGUCGUCGUGCUCGGCCUACAUCCCCUGAGCUCGAGUCCUCAGAUGACUCCUAUGUAUCCGCCGGAGAAGAACCCCUGGAGGCACCAGUGUUUGAGAUACCCCUGCAGAACAUGGUGGUGGCGCCAGGAGCUGAUGUGCUGUUUAAGUGCAUCAUCACCGCCAACCCCCCUCCCCAAGUGUCCUGGAAAAAGGAUGGGUCAACAUUGCACAGUGAGGGCCGUCUUCUCAUCCGAGCCGAAGGCGAGCGUCACACUCUGCUGCUCAGGGAGGCCAGGGCGGCUGAUGCUGGGAGCUACACAGCCACUGCCACCAAUGAACUGGGCCAGGCUAGCUGUGCUUCCUCACUGGCCGUGAGACCUGGUGGGUCCACAUCCCCUUUCAGUAGCCCUAUCACCUCUGAUGAGGAGUACCUGAGCCCCCCAGAGGAGUUCCCAGAGCCUGGCGAGACCUGGCCCCGAACCCCUACCAUGAAGCUCAGUCCCAGCCAGGAUCGAGAUUCCUCCGACUCUUCCUCCAAGGCACCCCCAACCUUCAAGGUCUCACUCAUGGACCAAUCGGUAAGAGAAGGCCAAGAUGUCAUUAUGAGCAUCCGAGUGCAGGGGGAGCCCAAGCCUGUGGUCUCCUGGCUGAGAAAUCGUCAGCCCGUGCGCCCAGACCAGAGGCGCUUCGCAGAGGAGGCCGAGGGUGGGCUCUGCCGGUUGCGAAUCCUGGCUGCUGAACGUGGUGAUGCUGGCUUCUACACUUGCAAGGCGGUCAAUGAGUAUGGCGCUCGGCAGUGUGAGGCCCGCCUGGAGGUCCGAGCACACCCUGAAAGCCGGUCCCUGGCCGUGCUGGCACCCCUGCAGGACGUGGACGUGGGGGCCGGGGAGAUGGUGCUGUUUGAGUGCCUGGUGGCAGUUCCAGCUGACGUGGAGGUGGACUGGCUGUGCCGUGGCCGCCUGCUGCAGCCUGCGCUACUCAAAUGCAAGAUGCAUUUUGAUGGCCGCAAAUGCAAGCUGCUGCUCACCUCUGUGCAUGAGGACGACAGUGGUGUCUACACGUGCAAGCUGAGUACAGUCAAAGAUGAACUGACCUGCAGUGCCCGGCUGACGGUCCGGCCAUCACUGGCGCCUCUUUUCACCCGGUUGCUGGAAGAUGUAGAGGUGCUAGAAGGCCGUGCUGCCCGCCUGGAUUGCAAGAUCAGCGGUACCCCUCCUCCCUCUGUUACCUGGACUCACUUUGGCCACCCUGUGAAUGAGAGUGAGAACUUGCGGCUGCGACAGGAUGGGGGUCUACACUCGCUGCACAUUGCCCGGGUGGGAAGUGAAGAUGAGGGACUUUAUGAAGUCAGUGCCACCAACACUCACGGCCAGGCCCACUGCUCUGCCCAGCUGUAUGUGGAGGAGCCUCGGACAGCCGCCUCUGGCCCCAGCUCGAAACUGGAGAAGAUGCCGUCCAUCCCUGAGGAGCCAGAGCACGGAGAUCUGGAGAGGCUGUCGAUUCCCGACUUCCUGCGGCCGCUGCAGGAUCUGGAAGUGGGAUUAUCUAAAGAGGCCAUGCUGGAGUGCCAAGUGACCGGCCUGCCCUAUCCUGCCAUCAGCUGGUUCCACAACGGCCACCGAAUUCAAAGCAGUGAUGACCGACGAAUGACACAGUACAGGGAUAUACAUCGCCUGGUGUUCCCAGCUGUGGGGCCUCAGCACGCUGGUGUCUAUAAGAGUGUCAUCGCCAACAAGUUGGGCAAAGCUGCCUGCUAUGCCCACCUCUAUGUCACAGAUGUGGUUCCAGGCCCUCCAGACGGUGCUCCGCAAGUCGUGGCUGUGACAGGAAGGAUGGUCACGCUCACAUGGAACCCACCCAGGAGUCUGGACAUGGCAAUUGACCCAGAUUCCCUGACAUACACUGUGCAGCACCAGGUGUUGGGCUCAGACCAGUGGACGGCACUGGUCACAGGCCUUCGGGAGCCUGAGUGGGCAGCCACAGGGUUGAAGAAGGGACUCCAGCACAUCUUCCGGGUCCUCAGCACCAGUGGCAAGAGCAGCAGCAAGCCCUCAGCACCGUCCGAGCCUGUGCAACUGUUAGAGCAUGGCCCACCCCUGGAAGAGGCCCCAGCCGUGCUGGAUAAACCAGACAUAGUGUAUGUAGUAGAGGGCCAACCUGCUUGCGUCACUGUCACCUUUAACCAUGUGGAGGCCCAGGUUGUCUGGAGGAGCUGCCGAGGAGCCCUCCUAGAGGCUCGCACAGGUGUGUAUGAACUGAGGCAGCCAGAUGAUGACCAGUAUUGUCUUCGGAUCUGCCGGGUGAGCCGCCGGGACCUGGGGCCCCUUACCUGCACUGCCCGAAACCGCCAUGGCACAAAGGCCUGCUCGGUCACCCUGGAGUUGGCAGAGGCCCCUCGGUUUGAGUCCAUCAUGGAAGACGUGGAGGUGGGGCCUGGAGAAACCGCCCGCUUUGCUGUGGUAGUUGAGGGGAAACCACUCCCAGAUGUCAUGUGGUACAAGGUCAGAGGGCAAUGUGGCUGCAGCAGCUGGCAGGGAGCCUGGGGUUUGUGCAGUGUCUGGGCAGAGGCGUGGUUAGGAGCAGGAGGAGGUGUCUAUACCUGCACAGCCCGGAAUCUGGGCGGCGAAGUCUCCUGCAAGGCAGAGUUGUCUGUGCAUUCAGUCCAGACAGCUAUGGAGGUCGAGGGGGUCGGAGAGGAUGAGGAGCACCGAGGAAGAAGACUUAGCGACUACUACGACAUCCACCAAGAGAUUGGCAGGGGCGCCUUCUCCUACCUGCGGCGUGUGGUGGAACGGAGCUCUGGCCUGGAGUUCGCAGCCAAGUUCAUCCCUAGCCAGGCCAAGCCCAAGGCAUCAGCAAGACGUGAAGCCCGGUUGCUGGCCCGGCUCCAGCAUGACUGUGUGCUCUACUUCCACGAAGCCUUCGAGAGGCGCCGGGGACUUGUCAUUGUCACCGAGCUUUGUACAGAAGAGCUUCUAGAGCGCAUGGCCAGGAAACCCACCGUGUGUGAGUCUGAGACCCGGGCCUAUAUGCGGCAAGUGCUAGAAGGAAUAGGCUACCUGCAUCAGAGCCAUGUGCUACACCUUGAUGUCAAGCCGGAGAACCUGCUAGUUUGGGAUGGUGCAGGGGGUGAAGAGCAGGUGCGCAUCUGUGACUUCGGGAAUGCCCAGGAACUCACUCCAGGGGAGCCCCAGUACUGUCAGUAUGGCACUCCCGAGUUUGUAGCACCUGAGAUUGUGAACCAGAGCCCUGUGUCUGGAGUCACUGACAUCUGGCCCGUGGGUGUCGUUGCCUUCCUCUGUUUGACAGGCAUCUCCCCAUUUGUGGGGGAGAAUGAUCGGACAACACUGAUGAACAUCCGAAACUACAACGUGGCCUUUGAGGAGACCACAUUCCUGAGCUUGAGCAGGGAGGCCCGGGGCUUCCUCAUCAAAGUGCUGGUGCAGGAUCAUCUGAGACCUACUGCAGAAGAGACACUGGAACAUCCUUGGUUCAAAACACAAGCAAAAGGUGCAGAGGUGAGCACAGAUCACCUGAAGCUCUUUCUGUCACGGAGGAGGUGGCAGCGCUCCCAAAUCAGCUACAAGUGCCACCUGGUGCUGCGCCCCAUUCCAGAGCUGCUACGUGCUCCCCCGGAGCGGGUGUGGGUGGCCAUGCCUAGAAGACCACCCCCAAGUGGGGGACUCUCAUCUUCAUCAGACUCAGAAGAGGAAGAGUUGGAAGAACUUCCCUCGGUGCCCCGCCCCCUGCAGCCCGAGUUCUCAGGUUCUCGGGUAUCCCUCACUGACAUCCCCACUGAAGAUGAGGCUCUGGGGACCCCGGACGCUGGGGCUGCCACCCCCAUGGACUGGCAAGAACAGGGAAGGGCUCCCUCUAAGGACCAGGAGGCCCCCAGCCCUGAGGCACUCCCCUCUCCAGGCCAGGAGCCCCCAGAUGGGCCUAGCCCCAGGCGGCCGGAGCUCCGUAGGGGCAGCUCUGCUGAGAGCGCCCUGCCCCGAGUCGGGUCGCGGGAGCCGGGCCGGAGCCUGCACAAGGCAGCAUCUGUGGAGCUGCCGCAGCGCAGGAGCCCCAGCCCGGGUGCCACCCGCCUGACUCGGGGAGGCCUGGGUGAGGGCGAGUACGGCCAGAGGCUGCAGGCCCUGCGUCAGCGGCUGGGGGGGGGGGGGGCCCCGGGGGGGGAGGGGCGGGGGCGCCGGGGUCGGCACCGGCGCGCUGGGGCACCCCUCGAAAUCCCGGUAGCCAGGCUUGGGGCUCGCAGGCUGCAGGAGUCACCCUCUUUAUCUGCCCUUAGCGAAGCCCAGCCACCCAGCCCUGUGAGGACCAGCGUCCCCAAACCCAGUAUUCCCAAGUCUCCGGAACCUCCAGCUGCUACACCCAGAGACUCUCCCCAGGCCCCCGCACCCCUAGCCGCCCCAGAGAAGGUCCCAGAGCCCAAAACAGAGCCAGUCCGAGCUGCCAAACCAGCACAGCCAACGCUGGCUCUGCAAAUGCCAGCGCAGCCUCUCACCCCCUAUGCUCAGAUCAUGCAGUCGCUCCAGCUGUCCAGUCCCACCCAGUCCCCACAGGACCCUGCUGUGCCUCCAUCAGAGCCCAAGCCCCACGCGGCUGUGUAUGCCAGGGUGGCCUCCCCAUCUUCCGGAGCCUCCGAUAAGCGCGUGCCUUUGGCCAGAACUCCCCCAGUGCUAGCCGAGAAAGCCCGAGUCCCCACGGUGCCUCCCAGGCCAGGCAGCAGCCUUAGCAGCAGCAUCGAGAACCUAGAAUCAGAGGCUGUGUUCGAGGCUAAGUUCAAGCGCAGCCGCGAAUCGCCACUGUCACGGGGCCUGCGGCUCUUGAGCCGCUCGCGCUCGGAGGAGCGCGGUCCCUUCCGUGGGGCGGAGGACGAUGGCAUCUACCGUCCCAGCCCGGCGGGAACUCCGCUAGAGCUGGUGCGAAGACCCGAGCGCUCACGCUCUGUGCAGGACCUCAGGGUAGCGGGAGAGCCAGGCCUCGUGCGUCGCCUUUCGCUGUCCCUGUCGCAGAAGUUGCGGAGGACCCCGCCCGGGCAACGACACCCAGCUUGGGAGUCCCGCGGUGGAGAUGGGGAGAGCUCUGAGGGUGGUAGCUCAGCACGGGGCUCCCCGGUGCUGGCGGUGCGCAGGAGACUAAGCUCCACGCUGGAGCGUCUGUCCAGCCGUUUGCAGCGCAGCGGCAGCAGCGAGGACUCCGGGGGCGCCUCGGGUCGCAGCACACCCCUGUUUGGACGGCUGCGCAGGGCUACUUCGGAAGGGGAGAGCCUGCGACGCCUCGGUGUUCCACACAAUCAACUGGCCUCUCAGGCUGGUGCCACCACACCUUCCGCUGAGUCUCUGGGCUCAGAGACGAGUGGCACAUCGGGUUCCUCAGCUCCAGGGGAGAGCCGAAGCCGGCAUCGGUGGGGCCUUUCCAGGCUGCGCAAGAACAAGGGCUUAUCGCAGCCAAACCUCUCCGCCAGUGUCCAAGAGGACUUAGGUCACCAGUAUGUGCCCAGUGAAUCAGAUUUCCCCCCAGUCUUCCACAUUAAACUCAAGGACCAGGUGCUGCUGGAGGGGGAAGCAGCCACUCUGCUCUGCCUGCCAGCAGCCUGCCCAGCACCCCGUAUCUCCUGGAUGAAAGAUAAGCAGUCCCUGAGGUCAGAGCCCUCAGUGGUCAUUGUGUCCUGCAAAGAUGGACGGCAGCUGCUGAGCAUACCCCGGGCUGGCAAGGAGCAUACUGGGCUCUAUGAGUGCUCGGCUACCAACGUCUUGGGCAGCAUUACCAGCUCCUGUACUGUGUCUGUGGCCCGCAUCCCAGGAAAGCUAGCUCCUCCAGAGGUGCCACAGACCUACCAUGAUACAGCGCUGGUGCUGUGGAAGCCGGGAGACAGCCGGGCACCUUGCACCUACACUCUGGAGCGUCGGAUAGAUGGGGAAUCUGCCUGGCACCCUGUAAGUUCAGGCGUCCCCGACUGUUACUACAAUGUAACACAACUGCCUGUCGGUGUGACUGUGAGGUUCCGUGUGGCCUGUUCCAACCGUGCUGGGCAGGGGCCCUUCAGCAACCCUUCUGAGAAAGUCCUCAUCAGAGGCCCUCAAGAUUCUUCAGCUCAGCCAGCUGCUGCUCCCCAAGAUGCCCCUGUUACCUCAGGGCCAGCCAGGGCCCCACCUCCUUACUCUCCUACCUCACUGGCCCCUACCCCAGCUCUUGCUCCCCCAAGCCCCCAGGCAGCCACUCUUAGCUCUUCAACUUCCCCCAUGUCUGCUAGCCAGGCCUUGUCCUCACUUAGGGCCAUGGGUCCACCACCCCCAACCCCCCCACGAAAGCACAGGGGUCUGCUGGCUGCCCAGCAAGCAGAGCCCACCCCACCCAGGAUCCAAGUCACCCCAAGUGAACCCAAGUCUUUUGUCCCUGACACUGGAGCACUGACCCCAACCUCUACUCCUCAAGGAGCUAAACCAGCACCUUCCCCAUCUUCCUUGUAUAUGGUGACUUCCUUCAUGUCUGCACCUCCAGCCCCUGAGCCCCCAGCCCCUGAGCCCCCUCCUGAGCCCACCAAGGUGACUGUGCGGAGCCUCAGCCCAGCCAAGGAGGUGGUCAGCUCCUCCACACCUGAGAGCACCACUCUUCGACAGGGCCCCCCUCAGAAACCCUACACCUUCCUAGAGGAGAAGGCCAGGGGCCGCUUUGGUGUUGUGCGAUCAUGCCGGGAGAAUGCAACAGGCCGAACGUUUGUUGCCAAGAUCGUGCCCUAUGCGGCAGAGGGCAAGCAUCGAGUGCUGCAGGAGUAUGAGGUGCUUCGAACACUGCACCAUGAGCGGCUCAUGUCCCUGCACGAGGCCUACAUCACCCCUCGGUACCUUGUGCUCAUUGCUGAGAGCUGUGGCAACCGGGAACUCCUCUGUGGGCUCAGUGACAGAUUCCGGUAUUCAGAAGAUGAUGUGGCCACCUACGUGGUGCAGCUGCUACAAGGCCUGGACUACCUCCAUGGCCACCAUGUGCUACACCUGGACAUCAAGCCAGACAAUCUGCUGCUGGCUGCCGACAAUGCCCUUAAGAUUGUGGACUUUGGCAGUGCCCAGCCCUACAACCCUCAGGCCCUGAAGCCCCUUGGCCACCGCACAGGCACUCUGGAGUUCAUGGCUCCUGAGAUGGUGAAGGGAGAUCCCAUUGGCUCUGCCACAGACAUCUGGGGAGCAGGUGUGCUCACCUACAUCAUGCUUAGUGGAUAUUCGCCAUUCUAUGAGCCAGACCCCCAGGAAACAGAGGCUCGGAUUGUGGGGGGUCGCUUUGAUGCCUUCCAGUUGUACCCGAACACAUCCCAGAGUGCCACCCUCUUCUUGCGAAAGGUCCUUUCAGUACAUCCCUGGAGCCGGCCCUCACUGCAGGACUGCUUGGCCCACCCGUGGCUGCAAGAUGCCUACCUGAUGAAGCUGCGCCGCCAGACACUCACCUUCACCACCAACCGGCUCAAGGAAUUCCUGGGUGAGCAGCGGCGACGCCGGGCCGAGGCUGCUACCCGUCACAAGGUGCUGCUCCGCUCCUACCCUGGCAGCCCCUAGGUGGCAUGGACCACAGCUCUGCCACGGGCAUCAACUCGGGUUCUCACGCACGCUGCCAAGGGACAUUCCAGAGCCCAUGAGGAGCUGGACAGGCCGGGGCUUCAGAUACCAGCAGCAGCAACAUCUGGCUGGGCUAUUACCUCAUGGACCUAAGGGGACAAGGCCCCUGGGGCUUCAGCCGGAUGUCACCCCGGCUACAACCAGAGCAGGAGACCCACUGGUCAGACUGGGCAAGGGUGAGAACAGAAGGAGGCAAGAAGGGAGUGGGGAAGUGAAGGGUGGAAAAGUAGAGGCUGGGGAGGAAGGAACUUGAGGAAGGUUCUGGCAUGGAUGGGAGAGGUAUACCGGAUAUCUCAGGGAGUGGCUGGAGAGGGAGAAGGAUCCCAUGGUGUGGGAACAAUAAGCUGGGCAUGAGUAUAGAGAGGAGGGCAGACCAUUGCUACAUACCAGGAGCCAGAGCAGAGAGGUGGAAGGGAGGGCAGAGAGCGGGCUCAGGGCUGGCAGGGCAGGCCAGCAGCUGAAUCUUCAAAAAGAGAAAGGAGAAAGGCAAAGCGAUGUGGACCUCAGGCCACCAAAGCUGGCCUCCUGUCCCAGCAGAUGCAGUUCUGGGCCCUCUACACUGGCCCAAGGAUGUCCCCACUGCUCCUCCAUGCCUUUGCCCUUCUUCCUAUUUGUAUUUAUUUAUUUAUUGCCUUUUGUGGAGUUUCCUUUCCAUCCAAAUCCCCUAUUGCCUAUGUUGUCCUGACCAUCCCCUCAGCCAUCCAGCUGUCUGUGCAGCUCUCUGUCUGUCUGUCACAAGGAAAAUAAAAGCAGCAAGCAGCAGGA
Messenger RNA from Cricetulus griseus (Chinese hamster), 10140 nucleotides. The record is from RefSeq and is a predicted model, not a curated record. Lineage: Eukaryota; Metazoa; Chordata; Mammalia; Rodentia; Cricetidae.